AUGCCAGACAACGAUUUAGAAAUCGAAAUGGAGUCUAGCUUGAGAUGGAAUCAAGUAACAGAAAAUGAAUCUUCGCUACCGCCCCCGGAUGGAGGGAAAGAUGCUUGGUUGUUCUUGGCCGCUGGAUUCGUUAUUGAGAUCAUGGUCUGGGGUUUCCCUUGGUCCUAUGGCAUCUUUCAAGACUAUUACAGUACCAGUCUACCCUUUGCCGGCUCUUCCGGUAUCCCAGCAAUCGGCACCUCUGCCAUGGGGAUUCUAUACAUGGCAGCACCAAUCACAUUUGGUUCGGUUAUAAGAUAUCCGCAGUAUAAGCGCCCGGCCAUAGUAGUUGGUUUGCUAACUAUGUGCCUGUCACUGGCGUUGAGUUCGCUGUGCACAACAGUACCGCAGCUAGUUAUGACGCAAGGGAUUCUCUACGGAAUCGGCGGGGCAGUGACAUAUAGUCCCGUGGUACAGUUCCUGGAUGAAUGGUUUGUAAGAAGAAAGGGACUGGCUUUUGGGAUCAUGUGGGCUGGGACAGGUGUUGGAGGCGUCAUAACACCUCUCCUGCUCGAAUUCCUUUUGCACAAGUACGGCUUCCGCAAUGCGCUCCGCAUAUGGACAAUCUUAGUUUUCGUGAUUAGCUUGCCUCUAACCUGGUUUCUCAAGCCACGCCUCCCCGUACCAUCGACAAACCGUGCCCGACUGGGAUUCACCUUCCUUACAGACAGAUCGUUCUGGAUCUUCCAACUCGGUAGUAUCUUUCAAAGCCUUGGUUUCUUCGUCCCGUCUAUCUACCUUCCUACCUAUGCAAAGCAACUCGGCUUCGACAGCACCGUCUCAGCUCUCACAAUCGUGCUCAUCAACGUCGCUACAGUCUUCGGAUCCAUUGGAAUGGGAAGCGUUAUUGACAGAUGGCCCGUCACUACUGGGAUUUUGAUCUCUACAACUGGUGCGGUACUGUCCGUCUUCCUCAUUUGGGGCUUCAGUACUACUCUCCCUCCACUUCUUAUCUUCUCAUUCAGCUACGGCCUCUUUGCAGGCUCGUUCACCAAUACCUGGCCAGGUAUCCUGAGAACGGUUCAAAAGAACACAGGGCAAAUGGAAGGCCCGAUGGUGUUCUCAAUCUUGUCACUUGGACGAGGAAUCGGAAACGUAAUCUCAGGCCCCUUAAGCGAAGCGCUGAUCAAGCUGGGAACUAUCGGUGGGCUGGGUUUUUAUGGGACGCAUUACGGAAGCUUGGUGAUAUUCACGGGAAUAACUGCCGCAUUUGGAGGGAUAGGAGUGUUCGGAAAAAGGACGGGAUGGCUUUAA
Molecule: messenger RNA, 1293 nt
Organism: Cucurbitaria berberidis CBS 394.84
Lineage: Eukaryota; Fungi; Ascomycota; Dothideomycetes; Pleosporales; Cucurbitariaceae
Product: MFS general substrate transporter
Exons: 2
Coding region: 1-1293 (430 amino acids)
Biological process (GO): transmembrane transport
Cellular component (GO): fungal-type vacuole membrane
Molecular function (GO): transmembrane transporter activity
Source: RefSeq, a predicted model, not a curated record